Molecule: messenger RNA, 759 nt
Organism: Centruroides sculpturatus (bark scorpion)
Lineage: Eukaryota; Metazoa; Arthropoda; Arachnida; Scorpiones; Buthidae
Product: type 2 phosphatidylinositol 4,5-bisphosphate 4-phosphatase-like
Exons: 6
Coding region: 107-637 (176 amino acids)
Biological process (GO): phosphatidylinositol dephosphorylation
Cellular component (GO): plasma membrane; lysosomal membrane; phagocytic vesicle membrane
Molecular function (GO): phosphatidylinositol-4,5-bisphosphate 4-phosphatase activity
Source: RefSeq, a predicted model, not a curated record
UGGACGGAAGCAUCGAAAUGUAAACGAACAUAGUUUGUUUUAUUUGAUAUCAUUCGAGACACAGGAGAUAAAAAUAAUAGUUUUUACUUUAUUUCUGUACCGAUCGAUGUCGAUGGACAAGAUGGCGUCGACUGGGAUGGACGAACGAUCGCCCCUGCUUUCCUCUCAGAAUUGUCCCUCGACAAUUAAUUACGGACAAGCAGUUGACCAUGUUAUAGUUUCACCUAUUAGUCCACAAGAGCUUCCACCUCCAUCAGUUUCUUCUGAAAAUGGAACACCAGUCAUAACAUGCCAAGUUUGUACUGCAGCUAUUGAAUUAACAGGAAAACAAGAACAAUAUGUAGUUAAAUGUAAUAAUUGUAAUGAAGCUACACCUAUUAAAACGCCGCCACCCGGGAAGAAGUAUGUGAGGUGUCCUUGUAAUUGUUUGCUUAUUUGCAAAACUACUUCACAAAAAAUUUCUUGUCCAAGACCAAAUUGUAAAAAAAUUAUUCAGUUGGCUCAAAUUUCUGCUACGCCAGGUACCACCAAUGUUCCUGGCAUGGCAAGAGUAUCUUGUGGGCACUGUGAAAAUAUGUUUUUGUUUAACACGUUGAAUAAUGCUCUUGCCCGAUGCCCUCAUUGCAGAAAAUUGUAAGUAAAUAUUUUUAUUGUAAUAAUUAAUCAAAACAAUGCUAUUGAGAUUUCAUAUAAUUACAAGUUACUCAAAAUGCAAAUUUAAAGAACUUUUUUCUUUUUUACACUUUCCACCUUGUUGAU